AUGUCCAUUUCGGAAUACCACGAUAGCGGCCCAGUGCCGAUCCCAUUGCAGCUGAAUCUCGACAAUCUGGAGGGAAAAUCGGUUAUCAUCACGGGGGGCGCAAAUGGACUAGGAAAAGCCUAUGCCGAAGCAUUUGUGAAAGCAAAGGCCUACGUGACGAUCGCAGAUUUCAAUGAAGUUGCGGGGAAAGAAACAGUGUCUGAGCUUUCAGUUCAGGGAUCUCAAUUUGUCAAAUGUGACGUCCGGAACUGGGAUGAUCAAGUCCGAGUCUUCGAAACUGCUAUCGAAAACUCGCCAUUCCAUAGUUGCGACAUCGUCAUUGCCAACGCUGGCAUUGUCGGGGCGGAUAGUUUGUACCAACUUGAUGGCAAGCUCCAACCUAUCAAGCCGGAUCUACGCAUCAUAGACAUCAACCUCAUUGGUAUUAUAUACACGACCAAGCUCGCUCUGCACUACUUUAGACGACAACCGUUAAGCCCUGCUCGAGAUCGCUGCUUGAUUAUCAAGGGCAGCAUUGCAUCGUAUGCAGACCAGCCCGGGUCGCCACAAUACAAUGUCUCCAAAUGGGGCGUGCGAGGACUCAUGCGGAAUUUGCGUCGCACCACGUGGAAAGAGGGUAUAAGAGUGAAUAUUGUCGCCCCGUGGUAUGUGCGCACGCCGAUUCUGUCCAAGGACAUCCAAGAUUACCUUGAUGGUAAAGGAGUAGGUUUUGCCUUGGUGGAGGAUUCGGUCAAAGCAAUGCUCAAGAUUGCAUCCGACGCAUCUAUCAAUGGGAGGGCAUUUGGCGUUGUGUCUCGCCAAGAUGCUCCGGAAGGAUACAUGGAUUUGGAUCAUGAUGACUACAAGGAGGGCGAUAUUUUGAAAACGUGGCAAGAAAUUGUUCUGGACACAGCACAUCGAAUAAUAGAGUAA
Messenger RNA from Talaromyces rugulosus, 912 nucleotides. RefSeq lists its product as uncharacterized. The transcript is spliced from 8 exons. Bases 1 to 912 code for a protein of 303 amino acids. The record is from RefSeq and is a predicted model, not a curated record. Gene Ontology annotation, molecular function: oxidoreductase activity. NCBI's taxonomy places the organism in Eukaryota, Fungi, Ascomycota, Eurotiomycetes, Eurotiales, Trichocomaceae.